GUCAUAAAUGUACUAUGAAUAACAUGCUGAUAUGUUUAUAUUGAUGGUGAGAAUUGAUUGUUUGCAUUGGGAUUGGGGUAAGGCAAGCUCCGAGUCGCCGAGAUAGAGCAGGGGUCCAUUACAUGAACAAGCAAGAGAUGACGAGUUACGGCAAGGGUGAGUUUCGCGGUCUCAAGAACAGACACCAACAGUAGACAGUUUCGUCACUGAGAUACUAGUGCAUCUAUGCAAGAGUUCAGUGUAAAUACAAGUCAAGAUCUCGAUAUAACUCAUGUCGUACUUAACUAAGUAGGUACCUAAGGUAGGUAAUGUUCUCCUGACAUACACUCUUGUCCAGUCACGUGAAGCUAUCCUUACAGGCAACCCCCACCAAGAGGAGAAGAGCACCCAAGAGAGGGGAGACUCGACUCAAGUUUCUCCCGCAACGGCCCCGCCUUUCUAUGGGACAAUACAAGGCAAUUCUCUCUUUCUACCGCCUAAACCGAACUAACCCAAGAGAUACAACCCACUCUCACGCCCGUUUCCAUCGACUUUGUCCUUUUGCUUCGCUUCGCUCUGCAUCGUGAGACUGUCGAUUUUCUCUCCUACACUUCAAUCCACUCUCCCAUCCACCCCUCAUCCUAAAGAUCCCGUCUCCUGACGUAGACCGCAAUCAUGUCUCAAUCCGGUGCCACCGUUUCGCAGGACUGCAUAACUGCCUUCAACGACCUGAAGCUCAACAAGAAGUACAAGUACAUCGUCUACAAGCUUUCCGACGACUACAAGGAGAUCGUUGUCGAGCACGCCUCCGACAACAGCGACUGGGAGGACUUCCGUGAGAAGCUCGUCAACGCUACCUCCAAGAGCCGAACUGGCGCUGUUGGCAAGGGUCCCCGUUACGCCGUCUACGACUUCGAGUACAGCCUGGCCUCCGGCGAUGGUAUCCGAAACAAGAUCACCUUCAUCGCCUGGUCUCCCGAUGAUGCCGGUAUCCAGCCCAAGAUGAUCUACGCUUCCUCCAAGGAGGCUCUUAAGCGAUCGCUCACUGGCAUUGCCACCGAGCUCCAGGCCAACGACACUGAUGACAUCGAAUACGACUCCAUCCUCAAGACCGUCAGCAAGGGUCUUGCUGGUUAAGCGCGCUGUCACCGACUACCCAAUCGUCGCCCGCGCUCCCAUAUAGAAGCGGGUGGACAUGGAAUUUGAACAUACCUAUGGCGGUUUCAAGAGUUGAGACACCAAAACAAGCAAAUGAGUAGGAGUGCAUAGUGAGUGGGUGGAACAAACACGCGGGGACGAUGGAGUGUUUCGUUUCCUCCAGGGACGCAGACCAGCGAGUUUACUUCUGGGGGCGAGACCUAGAUUCGCACAAUUGCCGGCACUGACCAUGUAUCGUACGUACCACGGGAAAUAAAACCGCAUGCUGGUAUGUGGCAACUAUUGGCAUUUUAUCAUCUAUCUAUUCAUGUGUCUCUGUCAUGCUCUCAUUGCUUCUAAACAUCGUCGCCUUCUAUGGAUUUGCUUGACUCGACUCCCAACUUGAUUUGAAAAGCUCAGAGAGACGUUCGGCCUCAGCUUCGUCCUUUAGUCGUUGCAUCAAGAAUCCUUUCAGGUCACUCCAGAAGGCCUCCGUCUGUAAGGCUUGGGCGCCUACGGGUUGGGCCUCAGGGGCGGCCUCAGGCUCUUCUGGUGGAAUAGCAGCGGCACCUCCGAUAACCAUAACCGUAAACUCAAUAGACAUAUCCGUCUCGCCUAGUAGGUCCUUAAGAAUCUUGCUAUCAGGGAUAGGCUUCUUGUUGUGCAGCAACUUAGUCUUAGCGGCGGGUAUCCUUGUCUGCUUCUCGAUAUUGGCCUUGAUAUCCAGGAUUGAGGUGUCUAGGGGUUGAGAGGUGAGCUUGAUGCUCAGAGGAGGGUUGCGAAGUGACUUGAGUGACACAGUGAUGCUUCGUUCGGAACCGGGAGCGAGGUUGUUGGGUUUGCUCAUGGCCUUGGGCAUGCGGGGGAUGAUGUACUAGAGCUGGUAUUAGCAUGUGUUCUGGAGGAAGAGUAUGAAGUCCAUACAGGUGGCCGAGCAGGGUAAGUCUUGGGGUCUUCGACAUGGUCGGCAGAGAGUCGGACAGGCCGCGACUCUAGCGACGCCAGAAAUGUUUGGGCGAAAGCGGUUUCAGACAUGAUGAUGGCCUCGUUGUGGUAGACUGUUAGCUCGACGGAGGCGGGGUUGAGCGACGAUAAUGAAUGUAGGGGUCAGAAAGUUGGAGGAUAGUGAAGGAAGUCUUUCGAUUGUAUAGGGUUCUAGAAGUAUGGUGAAUAUGUGACUAGCCUCUAUCUCGCAACAAUAGGAACUAAUCAAUAGUAGCCAGCUUCAUCAACUACCUAGGUAUCGUCAUUGAACACACCCAACAGAGCAAGCUCAAGCUGCCCACA
Messenger RNA from Fusarium odoratissimum NRRL 54006, 2403 nucleotides. Its product is annotated as cofilin. Gene Ontology annotation, molecular function: actin filament binding. Gene Ontology annotation, cellular component: actin cytoskeleton; actin cortical patch; cytoplasm. Lineage: Eukaryota; Fungi; Ascomycota; Sordariomycetes; Hypocreales; Nectriaceae. The transcript has 7 exons. The coding region runs from base 655 to 1116 and encodes 153 amino acids. The record is from RefSeq and is a predicted model, not a curated record. Gene Ontology annotation, biological process: cell motility; actin filament depolymerization; actin filament severing.